AUGGCCGAUCAGGAUAUAUGCUCUAAUUCAAAUAAUUCGGAAGAGAUUAAUGCACCUCACAAUAAAUCGACUCAAAGCUCAACCUCUGAUAGUCCUAUUAAUUCUUAUCAUUAUAUGAAAAUAUCUCAGUGCUGUGGAGACAUCAAUGACAGUGGACUUGGGUCUUCCCGCAUAACUACUCAAAAUCGAAAUAGUAUAGAAGAUCAGGCUCUCCAUACAGCAAAAGUAGAUCUAAAUCCUCGCUUGGGUUUGAUGUUCCAUGAACUCAGUGGUUUUAAAACAGUCGUCUCCGAAGUCAAAGCGUGCGAAAGGGAGCUUUCAGAUGUUGAAGCAAAGUUAUUGGAUCUUACCGAAGAGAUACGUAGCAGAGAAGCAAAAAUAAUCGAUCUUGAGGACGAAAUAUCCGAACUUCAAGAAACAAAAUUUGAGCUAGAAGCAGAAAACCACAAAAUUCGCUCUUCCUUCAAGGAGUGCCUGAAAAAAUCAACCUCGAAUACUAAUGAUAAGCUGACGACAAAAAUCGAAAAUCUUGAAAACGAACUUGAACACCUGCAAUUCUCCUAUGCGGAGGAAAUAAACGGUCUAAUGGAUAGAGAAGACUUUCGGUCAAAAGUCUAUGUUAAUAUCGUUAAAGAAUUAGAAGUAAAGCUCAAGGAUCUCAGAGCUAUUUCAAAAUCUCAAAAGGAACAGCUUCUUGAUUCCAUGAGGCAAAAUCGGAAGUUAGAGACCGAUAAGGCGUAUUUAGAAGAAUUAGCGCGGAAUUCCCGUAAAAGAAUUGAAGAUUUGCGCGAGAAAGUACAAGAGAAAAUGGCGAAGAUAGUUGAAAAUGAAAAGGAAUUGAAUUCUACCAGUAGACGGUUAUCAGCUAUUGAAAAGAGAUGUACCGAAUUAGAAAUUGAACGAAAUCUUCUACGUGAACAGAGAGCUAUUUCCGAGGAACGCUUGAAAUGUAUGAAUUCUGACAUUGUCGAUAUGAGGUCAGCUUUACAAUCUGCAAAUUGUAAAAUCUCUACAUUAGAGAACAAAUUGGGCGAAAAGGAACGACUUCAGACAAUAUUCGAAUCGCUAUUUCACCGAGCUGAAAACGACUCCAGAGCAACUCGAGAUUUUGCUGCUCAUUUGGAGGACGAUAAACGAACCCUGUUGGCAAAUAAUCUACGAAUGGAGUCCGCAAUCCAUGAACUUCGUUCGACUUGCACCAAUGCGGAACAGGAAGUAUCCAAAGCUAACGAGGAGAUAAGGAGAAUGAAAAGUAGUAUUGCAAAAUACGUGAAGGAUAAACGUACAACAGAGAUAGCUAUAUAUGAAUGCCUUCAAAAUGCUGGAAUAUUUCCUGAAAAAUUGGUGGUCAAUCGAAGAUCCUCUAAAUGCCAUCAAAUCAUCUUAGGAUUGGAUGCGCAUAGGUCACUCCAAUUGCUCUCGGAAAAAAUAGCUAAUUUAGUAGGAGAAAAUGAAAAACUGAAAAAUCACUUGGCGACACAGCAGUUGAAAAUUCUAGAGGAGUGCAGUAAGAACGCUGCCCAUGUCAAUGCAAAUUUUAAUCAACUGGGAGCUAAACUACAGAGUGCGAGAGAAGAUAACAAGCAACUCUGCAUUCAACAAAUCUUACUUCGACAUCAACUUGAAACUCGAAAGUUCGCCAUGGAAAAAUGUACAGAAGUUAAACGUGAGCUCCAAGAAAAAUUAAACGCUUUUGAACCGCCUAUCAAAUGCGAUUCAAGUGGCCCAGUGAAACCCGUUAGAAAUCCAGAAUUAUGUAAUCAGCUGACAAGAUUUUUUGAAGAAAGAGCAAAAUCGGCGGACCCUGAUACAUUUUCCAUCAAUCAUAACGAGAGCAUCAGAAGCAUCGCGUGCAAGAUUAAUAAAUUGGAAAAGACCUUAAAGGAUGACUGCCAAAGCUAA
Messenger RNA from Rodentolepis nana, 1902 nucleotides. NCBI's taxonomy places the organism in Eukaryota, Metazoa, Platyhelminthes, Cestoda, Cyclophyllidea, Hymenolepididae. The record is from the annotation of a GenBank genome assembly.